This is a messenger RNA of Diplodia corticola, 3663 nucleotides long. RefSeq names its product coatomer protein subunit alpha. Gene Ontology annotation, molecular function: protein binding; structural molecule activity. Gene Ontology annotation, cellular component: COPI vesicle coat. The record is from RefSeq and is a predicted model, not a curated record. Lineage: Eukaryota; Fungi; Ascomycota; Dothideomycetes; Botryosphaeriales; Botryosphaeriaceae. The coding region runs from base 1 to 3663 and encodes 1220 amino acids. Gene Ontology annotation, biological process: endoplasmic reticulum to Golgi vesicle-mediated transport; intra-Golgi vesicle-mediated transport; retrograde vesicle-mediated transport, Golgi to endoplasmic reticulum. The transcript has 5 exons.
AUGUCCACCCCGAACAUGCUAACCAAGGCAAGUCGCGCUGCGCCGUCGGCGAAGGGCAUUGCCUUCCACCCCAAGCGGCCAUGGAUCCUCGUCUCCCUGCAUUCGUCCACGAUCCAGCUCUGGGACUACCGCAUGGGCACCCUCAUCGACCGAUUCGAGGAACACGAUGGUCCUGUCCGCGGCAUCGACUUCCACAAGACCCAGCCCCUCUUCGUCUCAGGAGGAGACGACUACAAGAUCAAGGUGUGGUCGUAUCAGACGCGCCGCUGCCUGUUUACCCUCAACGGCCACUUGGACUAUGUGCGCACCGUCUUCUUCCACCAUGAACUCCCGUGGAUUCUGUCCUCCUCGGAUGACCAGACCAUCAGGAUAUGGAACUGGCAGAACCGCUCUCUCAUUUGCACCAUGACUGGCCACAACCAUUAUACAAUGUGCGCGCAGUUCCAUCCCAAGGACGAUCUCGUCGUCUCCGCCUCGCUCGAUCAGUCCGUCCGCGUCUGGGACAUUUCCGGCCUCCGCAAGAAACACUCUGCGCCGACCUCGAUGACGUUCGAAGACCAGAUGGCACGCGCCAAUGCGAACCAAGCGGACAUGUUUGGCAACACUGAUGCCGUUGUGAAGUUUGUGCUGGAGGGACACGACCGUGGUGUCAAUUGGGUUUCGUUCCACCCCACGCUUCCAUUGAUCGUCUCUGCCGGCGAUGACAGGCUGGUCAAGUUGUGGAGGAUGAGCGAAACCAAGGCUUGGGAGGUGGACACCUGCAGAGGGCAUUUCCAGAACGUCUCUGCCUGCUUGUUCCACCCGCACCAGGACCUGAUUCUUUCCGUCGGCGAGGACAAGUCCAUUCGGGUUUGGGAUUUGAACAAGCGCACCUCUGUGCAGUCUUUCAAGAGGGAAAAUGACCGCUUCUGGGUCAUUGCCGCCCACCCGGAGAUCAACCUGUUCGCUGCUGGCCACGACAACGGUGUGAUGGUUUUCAAGCUCGAACGUGAAAGGCCUGCUUCUGCCGUCUACCAGAACCAGCUCUUCUACAUCACCAAGGAGAAACACGUGCGCUCUUACGAUUUCACCAAGAACCUUGAAUCGCCGUCGAUGCUGUCGCUGAAGAAGCUGGGCAGCCCAUGGGUCCCUCCGAGAACGUUAUCAUACAAUCCUGCCGAACGCGCGAUUCUGGUAACCUCACCCGCCGAUGGAGGUUGUUACGAGCUCAUUAGCUUGCCCCGCGAUGCUAGCGGUGCCGUUGAGCCAACGGACACCAAGCGUGGAUCCGGCAACUCUGCGGUAUUCGUUGCUCGCAACAGGUUCGCCGUCUUCAACCAGGCCAACCAGCAAAUCGACAUUAAGGAUCUGGCCAACUCUACGACUAAGACGAUCAAGCCGCCUCACGGCACUACUGACAUUUACUUUGGUGGUACCGGCUGCCUUCUUCUGAUCACUCCCACUUCUGUGGUUCUCUACGACAUUCAGCAGAAGAAGCACCUCGCCGAACUCUCCGUCAACGGCGUCAAGUACGUCGUUUGGUCCAACGAUGGCCUUCAUGCUGCGCUCCUGAGCAAACACAAUGUCACGAUUGUCACGAAGAGCCUCGAGCAGGUCAGCACUCUGCACGAGACCAUCAGGAUUAAGAGUGCCACGUGGGAUGAUGCCGGCGUCCUUCUCUACUCCACCUUGAACCACAUCAAGUACACGCUCAUGAACGGUGACAACGGUAUCGUACGUACUCUGGAGCAUACUGUUUACCUCGUUAGAGUCAAGGGCCGCAACGUCUACUGCUUGGACCGCUCCGCCAAGCCCAAGAUUCUCCAGAUUGACCCGACCGAAUACCGCUUCAAGCUCGCUCUGAUCAAGCGCAACUAUGACGAGAUGCUCAACAUCAUCAAGACCUCCAGUCUCGUUGGCCAGAGCAUUAUCGCCUACCUGCAGAAGAAGGGCUACCCGGAGAUCGCACUUCAGUUCGUCCAGGACCCACAAACUAGGUUCGAGCUCGCGAUUGAGUGCGGCAACCUCGAUGUUGCGGUCGAGAUGGCCAAGCAGCUUGACAGGCCCAAGCUGUGGACCCGUCUCAGCGCCGAGGCUCUCGCUCAUGGAAACCACAAGGUCGUCGAGAUGACCUACCAAAAGCUGCGCACAUUCGACAAACUCUCCUUCUUGUACCUCUCCACAGGUGACAGAGAAAAGCUCACCCGCAUGGCCAAGAUUGCGGAGCACCGGGGUGACAUGACUUCUCGAUUCCAGAACGCUAUCUAUCUUGGCGACGUCGAGAGCCGGAUCGAGAUGUUCAAGGAGAUUGACCAAUACCCCCUGGCGUACAUGCUGGCCAAGUCAAAUGGGCUGGAGGAAGAAUGCCAAAAUAUUCUCGAAGCCAGCGGGUUGACCGAGGACCAAAUUUCUGUUCCGGAGAUUGGCCAGCCCCUGGCCCCUCCUAAGCCUGUCGUCCCUACUUACACCGCCAACUGGCCUGUCAAGAGCUCUGGCGCUUCCGUCUUCGAGAAGGCAUUGAUGGGUGAGGAGCUGGAUGCGGACGAAUUGGCGCCAGCCACCAACGGCUAUGGUGACGAGGAUCUCAUCGAGACUGAAGACGCUCAGCGCGAUGGUGGAUUUGAGGAUGCUGAGGAAGAUGAAGACGCGGCUGGCUGGGAUAUGGGAGGCGACGAUGACAUUGAGGUCGAAGACGACUUCGUUAAUGUCGAAAGUGUCGAGGCUGGUGCUGGCAGCAGCGAGGCCGAUAUGUGGACAAGGAAUUCCCCCAUUGCGGCCGAUCACGUUGCUGGUGGUUCGUUUGAGAGCGCAAUGCAGCUUCUCAACAGGCAAGUCGGCGCCGUCAACUUCAAGCCGAUCGAGUGGAGAUUCCAGGAGAUUUACCAGGCCUCAAGGACAUUCUUGCCUGCAAGCGUUGGCCUGCCUCCGCUUGUGAACUACGUGCGAAGGACAGUUGAUGAGACCGACUCCAGAAAGGUUCUUCCCAUUAUUCCUCGGGACCUGGAAUCCAUCACUGCUGCGGAGUUUGCUGCGGGCAAGAACGCGAUGCGCACCAACAAGCUGGAAGAUGGUGUCCAGACCUGGAAGAAGAUCCUGCACUUGAUGCUGCUCAAUGCCGUCACCACUCAGGCCGAGGUUGCAGAGGCCAAGAGGCUCAUCGCAACUGCUGGCCAGUACACACUGGCCAUGAGCAUCGAGCUCGAGCGCCGCCGUCUGACCAACAGCAGCCAGGACAUUUCGGCACUCGACGAAGAGGCAAGAAAACGCGCGUUCGAGCUGGCCGCCUACUUCACCGUGCCGGAAAUCGAGCCGGCGCACAAGGCGCUGGCCCUCUUCGCCGCGAUGAACUUCUCCCACAAGAACAGGCAGCACAACAGCGCGCUGUCGUUCGCCAACACCCUGCUGGACCGCGGGUCGACGAACGCCAGGUUCAAGGAGAGCGCGCGCAAGAUCAAGGCCGUCUGCGAGCGCAACCCCAACGACGCGGUCGAAAUCGACUUCGACACGUUCGCCGACUUUGAGAUCUGCGCGGCGAGCUACACGCCCAUCUACACGGGCUCGCCCAGCGUCGCUUGCCAGUACUGCGGCGUCAAGUACCAGGCCAAGUUCAAGGGCACCGUCUGCAAGGUCUGCGAGGUGUGCCAGCUCGGUGCGCCGGCGAGCGGCCUGAGGCUGUGUUUGUGA